UCCUCGCUCGAGACCGGCAAGAUGGCGGCGGACACGCAGGUUUCAGAGACCCUGAAGAAGUUUGCCCUGAAGGUGACCUCAGCCAGUGUGAAAGAGCGCCGAGACAUCCUGCAGGAGCUGAAGCAGUGCGUUACGGGGAAAGAUCUUCCUGAACCAGCCAUCAAGGGCCUGUGUAAACUCUUCUGCCUCGCUCUGCAUAGAUACAGGGAUGCUGCAUCUCGCAGAGCCCUGCACUCUGUCAUCGGCACGUUGGCUGUUGCCCAACCAGUCGUCACGGCGACCAGCCUCCUCAACUGCUUGCUCAACAGUGGAAUCAUCAGCAAGAGCGGGGUCCCCAGUAAGAGCACAGCACCUGCAGCUGCCAUGGCUCUUUCCUGGACUUGCCUGCUGGUGCGUGCUGUGUUUCCCACCCCGGAGAGUAGAGAAGGGCCCACCUGGAAAAAACUGGUAGAGGUGCAGAGUCUGGUCCUCGCUGAGGUGGUGGGUGGAGCCCAACGGAACACCCUCAAGUCAGCCUUGAAGAGCCUGAGUCAGCUGUGGAAGGAGAACCCAGGUUUAGCUGACCAGUACAUGAGCACCCUGCUCAGCCUGGACCAGAACCCCAGUGCACUGGCGCUGCUGUGUGUGUGCGUGGACUUCUGCACGGCCCAGAAGGAUAUGUCCACUGUUCAGAAGCACAAGGCUGCUCUACUCGACCUGUACCUGAAGACAGUACUGAUGAGCAAAAGCAGGCCACAGCAGCACAUCCUGGAGCGGAGCAGCUCAGUGCUGCGCCAUGUGAGCCACACCGAGUUCCAGGAGCAGCUGUUGCCUGCACUGCAGAAGGCCAUGCUGAGGAGCCCAGAGAACGCCAUAGAGACUAUUUCUUGCCUCCUUGCGUCUGUGACCCUUGACCUCAGUCAGUACGCCCUGGACAUUGGGAAGGGCCUCGCAAGCCAGCUGAAAGCCAACAACCCGCAGCUGAUGGAACAGGCCGUGCAGGCCUUGCAGCACUUGGCUCAGCAGUGCAGCGACCCCACUGCUGUUCAGGACAUAAUCACACACCUCUUCAACAUCCUUGGAGGUUCAGAAGGGAAGCUCACUGUCGUUGCCCAGAAGAUGAGCGUUCUCUCAGGGAUUGGCAGCUGCAGCCACCAUGCUUUGUCGGGGGCCUCCAGCCAGGCCCUGAGCUCCUCUGUAACUGUGCUCUUCAUCCCGUAUUUGCAACAGGAAGUUCAUGAAGGCACUCUUGUGCAUGCGGUGGGGGUAUUAUCGCAAUGGAGUGGGAAGCUCACUGUGGAGGUCCCUCGCCCCCUGCUGGACUGGCUGAAGAAGGCCUUCACCCUGAAGGUGUCCACCUCGCCGGUGCGCCAUGCCUACCUGCAGGCCAUGCUGGGGGCCUUCAAAGGUGACACUCUGCACCAAGCCAUGGAGCUCUUACCCCUCCUCCUUCAGACAGUAGAGAGGGCAGCUGUGCAGAACUCCCAGCAGGCACUGGUAUCAGAAGGUGUGGCUGCUGCCGUGCUGCUGUGUCGGUUGUCCCUGCUGGACACGCAAACAGAUGCAAAGAUGACCACCUUCUGGAACCUCAUACUAGAUGAGAAGAAGUUGCUGUUCACCACAGAGAAGUUCCUCUCUCAGGCCAACGAAGAAUCACUGUUAACGGUGCUGCAGUUGUGUGAGAGACUAUUCCUGGACCAUGCCCACAGACUCAGCAACAGCAAGUCCCAGAUGUACCACCAUGCAACGGUCACUGUGCUGCUGGCCCGCAGCUGGCGUGUGCGGAAACGGGCACAGCAGACUGUGAGGAAGCUGCUUUCCUCUCUUGGUGGCUCCAAUCUGGCACAUGGACUUCUGGAAGAAUUGAAAACUGUUGCCAAUAUGCACAAGGUGCUGUCCCAUGAUGUGCUGCUUUCUGAAACUGGGGAGCUCUCCGAAAUAGGUCGGUCGUACACCCCCCCACGUGUCCUGCAGGAGGCACUGUGCACCAUCUGUUCUGUGGCAGCAUUGCAAAAUGACCCCACUGAGGCUGAGCGCCUGGCUAUUGAAAUCCUUGUGAUUGCACACCAUCCCUCCAUAGAGGCUGCUCGGCCGGGGCUGUGGCCUGUGUUGCUGUCGCACAUGAACAUCAACCCCACCGAGUUCAUUGACAAACACUUGGACUCCAUUCUGCCUUGCCUUCUUGACACUGACAGCCAGGCGGCACAGAAUGCUGUGGGCUCCCUGUGCGUUCUGUCCCCCGACAAGCUGAUGCCAAGUGUGAUGGAGCGGAUCACGUACCGGCUUUCGGACCGUGCACUGCGCCAGGUUACCCGCGAGGAGUAUGCCAUCAUGCUCACCCCUGAGGGUGAACUCUAUGACAAAAGCAUCAUCCAGAGUGCCCAGCAGGAGAACACCAAGAAGGGCAACCUGAAGAGGGAGAACAAAGCGUACUCCUUCAAGGAGCAAAUCAUCGAACUGGAGCUGCAGGAGGAGAUCAAGAAGAAGAAGGGCAUCAAGGAAGAGGUGCAGCUGACCAGCAAGCAGAAGGAGAUGGUGCAGAACCAGCUGGAGAAGGAGUCUGCAAUUCGAAAGAGGCUGCAGGGGCUGCACAUGGAGCUGCAAAGCACAGCCAAACUGCUGGUGACGCUGCUAAGCCGCCGGCCCCCCCCGCUCUCCUGGUACCUGCCAGGGGUCCUGCAGGCACUGCUGCCCCUGCUGCACUCACCCCUGGCAGCACCUGUCCUGCGCCAGCAUUUUCUGAAUAUUGGUGUCUCCCUCAUACCCAAAGAGCUGCAUUACCUUGCUGUGUUGGUAGGACAGGUGACACUGCGUCUCCUGAAGCCUGAAUGCCCCCUGGAUGAGGCCUGGAUCCAGGAGGACUUGAGCGUGGCCACCCAGCGUACAGUCCAGCUGCUGCACAACCACACCGUGCCACACCGUGAAGGAAGGGCUGACACAAAGCCUCUGUCGGCGCCAGCCUUCUCCUUCUGCUUCCCUCUGCUGCAUGCUGUGCUGAGCCAGACGCCCAGCACUAGCGAGGAGGCAGAGAGCAUGCUGGUCCGCGUGCUGCAGAUCAUCCAUGAGCACGCUCAGCUCCGCUCCCACACCGACAGCCUGGACCUGCUUUUCGAUGAGUAUGGCCCUGAAAUGCUGCCACGUGUCAACAUGUUGGUGCUGCUCACCAAGGUGAUUUCCACUGGAGCCCCUCGGCUGCAGGUGCUGGCCUCUCAUUGCCUGACCUCCUUGUGUGCGAGCGCUGGGGGCGGGGAGGGCUGUGCUCUGGCUGAGCAGGAGGAAAUCGACGUUCUGCUGGAAGCGCUGCUGUCCCCGUGCUUCUCUGUGCGGGACGCUGCCCUCAGGGGGCUGCUUGAACUGGAGCUGGCGCUGCCCACAGACAGCUCAGAGGGCAGCGGGCUCAGUGUACUGCGCAGGCUCUGGGUGGCGCGCUUUGAUGUGGAGGAGGAGGGCAGGAUGUUGGCUGAUAAGCUGUGGCAGUCCCUGUGCCUGGAGCUGGUCCCGGAGCUGUGCGCCCUGCUCAUCGACGAUGUAACUCACCAUGAGGGGGCGGUCCGUGCCGCUGGGGCCGAGGCACUGUCCAAUGCCGUGAGCUGCUACCGUGAGCAGGCCCCGGCUGUCUUGGCCCGCCUCACCGAGCUCUACCACCAGAAACUCUAUAGACCACCUCCGGUUCUGGACGCUCUGGGUCGGGUCAUUUCAGAAUCUCCGCCAGACCAGUGGGAGGCCAGGUGUGGAAUCGCUCUGGCUCUCAACAAGCUUGCCCAGUACCUGGAUGAGUCGCAGGUCACUCCGCUCUUCCUGUUCUUUGUGCCGGACGCACUAAAUGACCGACACGCAGAGGUGCGCCGCUGCAUGCUAGAUGCCGCACUGUCUGGCCUCAACGCUCAUGGCAAGGACAAUGUGAGCUCCCUCCUACCCGUCUUUGAGGAAUUCCUGAAGAGUGCCCCACAGGAUGCCAGCUAUGACUCUGUGCGCCAGAGUGUGGUCAUCCUCAUGGGCUCUCUGGCCAAACACCUGGAUAAAAGUGACCCCAGGGUGAAGCCCAUCGUAGCCAAGCUCAUCACAGCUCUCUCCACACCCUCCCAGCAGGUCCAGGAGUCGGUGGCCAGCUGCCUGCCCCCACUUGUCCCAGCCAUCAAGGAGGACGCGGGGGACAUGGUGCGCAAGCUGCUGCAGCUCCUGCUGGAGAGCGACAAGUAUGCAGAGAGGAAGGGCGCAGCCUAUGGCUUGGCCGGCCUUGUCAAGGGCCUCGGUAUCCUGGCGCUCAAGCAGCAGGACAUCAUGACCACGCUCACCGACGCCAUCCAGGACAAGAAGAACUUCCGACGCAGAGAGGGUGCGCUCUUUGCCUUUGAGAUGCUCUGCAACAUGCUGGGGAAACUCUUUGAACCCUAUGUGGUCCACGUGCUACCUCACCUGCUGCUCUGUUUUGGGGACGGGAAUCAGUAUGUCAGAGAGGCAGCGGAUGACUGCGCCAAGGCCGUCAUGAGAAACCUGAGCGCCCACGGGGUGAAGCUGGUGCUGCCCUCCCUUCUGGUAGCGCUAGAGGAGGAGUCCUGGAGGACCAAAGCAGGCUCAGUGGAGUUGCUGGGUGCCAUGGCUUACUGUGCCCCCAAGCAGCUCUCCUCCUGCCUCCCCAGCAUUGUACCCAAGCUCACAGAGGUGCUCACUGACUCCCAUGUGAAGGUGCAGAAGGCUGGCCAGCAAGCGCUGCGCCAGAUCGGCUCCGUCAUUCGAAACCCCGAGAUUCUGGCCAUCACCCCCAUCCUGCUGGAUGCCCUGACUGACCCAUCCCGCAAAACGCAGCACUGCCUGCAGACUCUGCUGGACACCAAGUUCGUGCACUUCAUUGAUGCCCCCUCCCUGGCCCUCAUCAUGCCCAUCGUCCAGCGUGCCUUCCUGGAUCGCUCCACCGACACCCGCAAGAUGGCUGCUCAGAUAAUUGGCAACAUGUACUCCCUGACUGACCAGAAGGACCUGUCCCCUUAUUUGCCCAGUGUCAUCCCAGGACUCAAGGCCUCCCUCCUGGACCCUGUGCCUGAGGUGCGAACAGUGUCUGCCAAAGCGUUGGGUGCCAUGGUUAAAGGCAUGGGCGAGUCCUGCUUCGAGGACCUGCUGCCCUGGCUCAUGGAGACUCUAGCCUCUGAGCAGAGCUCUGUGGACCGCUCUGGUGCCGCCCAAGGCCUGGCGGAGGUGAUGGCUGGCCUCGGCGUGGAGAAGCUUGAGAAGUUGAUGCCCGAUGUGGUGCAGACCGCCAGCAAGGUGGACAUAGCCUCCCACGUGCGCGACGGCUACAUCAUGAUGUUUAUCUACCUGCCUCUUACCUUUGGAGAUAAAUUCACUCCCUACGUGGGGCCGAUCAUCCCCUGCAUUCUCAAGGCGCUGGCGGACGAGAAUGAGUACGUGCGUGACACGGCACUGCGGGCCGGCCAGCGCAUCAUCAGCAUGUAUGCAGAGACAGCCAUCGCCUUACUGCUUCCUGAGCUGGAGCAAGGCUUGUUCGAUGACCUGUGGAGGAUCAGGUUCAGCUCUGUUCAGCUCCUCGGGGAUCUGCUGUUCCAUAUCUCCGGGGUGACUGGGAAGAUGACCACAGAGACGGCAUCUGAGGAUGACAACUUUGGCACUGCACAGUCCAACAAGGCCAUCAUCGGAGCUCUGGGUGUGGAGAGACGGAACCGGGUCCUCUCCGGGCUCUACAUGGGGCGGUCCGACACUCAGCUCGUGGUUCGUCAGGCCUCCUUGCAUGUCUGGAAGAUUGUGGUGUCCAACACACCCCGCACCUUGCGGGAGAUCCUUCCCACCCUCUUCAGCCUGCUGCUGGGUUUCCUGGCUUCCACCUGUCCUGACAAGCGAACGAUCGCAGCGCGUACACUGGGUGACCUGGUGCGCAAGCUGGGGGAGAAGAUCCUGCCGGAGAUCAUCCCCAUCCUGGAAGAGGGGCUGCGCUCGGACAAGAGUGACGAGCGCCAGGGCGUGUGCAUUGGCCUCAGUGAGAUCAUGAAAUCCACAAGCAAGGAUGCGGUGCUGGUGUUCUCAGAGUCACUGGUGCCCACAGUACGGAAGGCACUGUGUGACCCCCUGGAGGAGGUGCGGGAGGCAGCGGCCAAGACCUUUGAGCAGCUACAUGCCACCAUCGGCCACCAGGCGCUAGACGACAUCCUGCCUGCCCUGCUGCGCCAGCUGGAUGACGAGGAGAGUGCCGAGUUUGCUCUGGACGGUCUCAAGCAGGUGAUGGCUGUGAAGAGCCGCUCAGUGCUGCCUUACCUGGUACCCAAGCUGACCGCACCACCAGUGAACACCCGAGUACUGGCCUUUCUGUCAGCUGUGGCGGGGGAUGCCCUGACCCGCCACCUGGGCGUCAUCCUGCCCGCCCUCAUGUCCUCGCUCAAGGAGAAGCUCGGCACAGAGGAGGGACAGCAGGAGUUGAGCAGCUGUCAGACCGUGAUCCUGUCAGUCGAGGAUGAGACGGGACAGCGCAUCAUCAUCGAGGACCUGCUGGAGGCCACGCGGGGUGCUGAUGCGGGCAUGCGCCAGGCCUCCGUCACCAUCCUAAAUGCUUACUUCGCCCGUACGCGCCUUGACUACAGCGCCCACACCCGUGCCCUGCUGUCUGGUCUCAUCCGCCUGCUCAAUGACUCCAACCUCGAAGUCCUGCACCAGAGCUGGGACACCAUCAACUCCAUGACCAAGAAGCUGGAUGCAGGAAGCCAGCUGGCUCUUAUCGACGACCUGCACCGGGACAUCCGCGCUGCUGGGGCUGAGGCCAAGGGGCAGCACCUGCCUGGCUUCUGCCUGCCCAAGAAGGGGGUGACCUGCAUCCUACCUGUUCUGCGGGAGGGAGUACUGACUGGCAGCCCAGAGCAAAAAGAGGAAGCAGCUAAAGCACUGGGUGUGGUCAUCAAGCUGACUUCACCUGAAGCCUUGAAGCCUUCAGUGGUGAACAUCACUGGCCCCCUCAUCCGUAUUCUAGGAGACCGCUUCUCUUGGACAGUUAAAACGGCUCUGCUGGAGACACUCACUCUUCUGCUCGCGAAAGUGGGUAUUGCCCUGAAGCCCUUCCUGCCCCAGCUGCAGACCACCUUUCUGAAGGCGCUGCAGGACUCGAGCCGAGCAGUGCGGCUGCGGGCAGCUGAGGCCCUCGGCCAGCUGGUCACCAUCCACAGCAAGGUGGACCCGCUCUUCAGCGAGCAGCUCUCUGCCAUUCGCAAUGCAGAGGACUCAGGCAUCAGAGAGACUAUGCUGCAGGCUUUACGGUUUGUCAUCCAGGGUGCUGGGUCAAAGGUCGACUCAGCCAUCCGCAAGAACAUUACCACUACCCUGCUUGGCAUGCUGGGACACGACGAGGAUGCCACUCGCAUGUCCUCAGCCGGCUGCCUCGGGGAGCUGUGUGCCUUCCUGUCGGAGGACGAGCUGAGGGGCAUCCUGACCCAGCACAUCCUGGCGGACAUGUCUGGUGUGGAUUGGAUGGUCCGCCACGGGCGAAGUGUGGCGCUUGCCAUUGCCGUCAAGUCGGCCCCUGAACAGCUCUGGGCGGAGGAGUACAGGACGGCCGUGUUGGACGCCAUCCUGGCCAGCGCCACAGCAGACAGGAUCCCCGUCGCCACCAGUGGAAUCCGAGCAAUGGGCUUCCUGAUGAAACACCACAUCGUUACAGAAGGAGGGGCUGGCGUGUCCCCACGAAUCGUCACUCAGUUCAUCAAGUGUCUGCAGAACCAGUCGAGCGACAUCCGGCUGGUGGCGGAACGCAUGCUCUGGUGGGUUUGCAGGGACCCCAGCACACCCGCCCUGGAGUCCAGCAUAAUCAAACCCUUGCUGAAGAGCUUGCUAGAUAACACCAAGGACAAGAACACAGGCGUUCGAGCUCAGAGCGAGCACACCAUUGUGAGCCUGCUGCGCCUGCGGCAGGGAGAGCAGCUCAUGCAGAGUGUCAGCGCCACACUGGACUCUGCCAGCAAUGAGCUGCUGGCUGAAUGCAGCCGCCGCUCCCUGAAGAAGAUCGCCGGCCUGCCAGACUCAAAUGAGGAGAUUGACGACACCAUCCUGACGUGACAGCGGCCGAGUGUGACGCACUUGCACAUACAUGCAAACUGACACACGGUUAAAGACACGCCACAUCUACUCUGCACCCUGUAAAUGAAAAUCCUCAGUGCACAGGCAAGGCCCUCUUUAGUUUCUGAUGUCCUCACUGCUCCCUGAACAGAGAGCUGGAGAAAAUAAGAUUCUUCCUCACUACUUGUAUUCGUUUUGUUUUUGGUUGCACUGCUCUCAGACAUCCCAAUCCAAGUUACAUGGGCAACCAAACCAUAUUUUGUGCCAAUUCUGUAUUUCAGGUUUGUAUGUCACCCAAAACCAAACCCCUUGUUUAAUUGAGUGCUAAUGAAGGAUGUUCCUUUAUCCAGUGAGGCCUCCUGCUAAAGUUGGGAUGCUUCCUCUCUGCUUUGCCUGGUUAUCUCGUCUUACGUGUGUAUGUGCGUGCGCACGCAAGACAAGUUUGCCCUGGAGCUGAAGAAUCCAUGAUAAUUUAUGUUUGGAUGUUAACAUAAUCUACCCCUUGGAGAUUAUUGUACAAAGAAAAAUGCAAAUGUGAGGCAUCAUUUAAUAAAUGAUUUCAUGUGUUAA
Scleropages formosus (Asian bonytongue) is the source of this 8598-nucleotide messenger RNA. It is a transcript of the gene gcn1, whose product is annotated as GCN1 activator of EIF2AK4. Gene Ontology annotation, molecular function: protein kinase regulator activity. Gene Ontology annotation, cellular component: cytosol. Lineage: Eukaryota; Metazoa; Chordata; Actinopteri; Osteoglossiformes; Osteoglossidae. The record is from RefSeq and is a predicted model, not a curated record. Gene Ontology annotation, biological process: regulation of translation; cellular response to amino acid starvation.